Messenger RNA from Pecten maximus, 2046 nucleotides. RefSeq lists its product as uncharacterized. Gene Ontology annotation, molecular function: transmembrane transporter activity. The transcript is spliced from 3 exons. Lineage: Eukaryota; Metazoa; Mollusca; Bivalvia; Pectinida; Pectinidae. Bases 57 to 1535 code for a protein of 492 amino acids. Gene Ontology annotation, cellular component: membrane. The record is from RefSeq and is a predicted model, not a curated record.
CACACGUAAAGUUAUCAGAGGUGCUAUCUGAGUAGAUUCUCAUUCUGAACGACAACAUGGUGGACCAGCGAUCGGCACGCUACCUUACUGUGAUGAAAUGGAUUGGACUUGUGAUCGGAUGUUCGGCAAAGUUCGUGUCCGGAUCCUUAUUUGUAUUUAAUGCGUAUCAGGAUGCUCUCAAAUCAACAUUCAACUUCACCGCCAAGGAGGUUCAGCUGCAAUCAUCCUUCCUAAACGUCGGCCUGGGGAUCGGGUUCCUACCGGGGAUGUUUUACGACCGAUUUGGUCCCCAGUGGUGUUCGGCGGUGGGGCUAGUCCUCUCCCUGUCGGCGUACUUACUAAUAUGGAGCACCACCCGGUACAUCAGGUUCUAUAGCUCCCACAGCUGGCUGAUGGCGAUCUAUUUUUUCCUCUGUGGUAUCGGAUCUGUGUUUACGUACAUGGUCGCUCUCAACACUAACGCUCUUAACUUCCACCCAAAACAUCGUGGUAAAAUCGUGGGAAUCCUCAACGCUUUCUUCGCAGGCAGUCCAUCUGUUUUCUCCGCGAUAUAUUUCCAUGUGAUUGGGAAGGAUGACCCUAAGAGCGCAGACAGUUUCUCUACCCUGAUGUUGGUGUUCGCCGUGUGUUUUGUGGUCAUUGACAUUCUGUGUAUUGCGUUCAUGCGAGUGUACCCACGUAUUGAGUCUACAGAAAACAUAGUAUCAGAGGUUCCGGCAGACGCCUCCCGUGAUGGUCAAUACGUAAACAACAAAGUUUUCGUAGGUGACGAUGAAAAAUAUGAUUUAUCUGAAGAUAUGUCUGUGCCUAAGGAUAACGGAAGUUUCGAAAAUAUUGAUACUGCUAAGGUAUCGGCUAUAGAUACUACAGUUCCGGGUGAUGGCAGAAGUCCUGAUGACAAGUCCAUAUUAAAUAUCUUCAUUUCUCUUGACUACCAGCUGCUUACGUGGUCAUUUACCCUGGCGUCCGUAACUGGUCUGGUGUAUACGAUCGCCCUAACACAGACAACGGCAGCACUAGAUCUAGACGGCCAUAACGCCGACAUCGUCAUAGUCAUUCCCAUCACCAACGCUGUCAUCAGUACCGCCAUCGGCGUGAUUUCUGAUCACUUCCAGCAAAGGUUGCCCCGUCUGGGAAUCCUCACAGCGGGGAUUAUGACGUUCGUUAUUUGUCAGUGUCUCGUGGUGGGACUGGCUGACAAAUAUUCAGUCCUUGUCGUUGCCACAGUGUUUAAUGGAGUUGGACAGGGCAUUAUCUGGUCCAUCGCCCCGGCUGUUAUGAGUGAAAUGUUCAGCAUUAACAACCUCGGUCGUAAUUGGGGAAUUGCCCUGCUUGCAGCAUCUCUAAUCGGUCUUGCAGCCCAGGAAGCGUUUGGUGCGCUCUACGACGCGGCGAUCUCCGUCCCUGGGGAAGUGUACUGCUACGGAAUGGGGUGUGUCCGUGGAGGACACGCCGUGAUCCUCGGGAUGUCCGUACUCGCAAUGAUACUUGGCAUGAUACUGAACGUACGGAGACGUAAAAAGACAAAUAUGUAAAGAAAAAUAAACAAAUGUAUGUUAAUAUGAUACUUGGCAUGAUACUGACCGUACGGAGACGCAAAAAGACGCGAAGUGAUUGAGGAGUUACCAGGCAGAUGAGACCCGGAUGAACAAAAUAAUUACCUUUGUUUCCACUUAACCUGGUUUCGGAGGAAGCGAUAUAGUAAACCCUUUUUUUAUAAAGUAACGUCGGUUAUUUCUCUUAGGUUAAUAGACAUACACAUGUAUGUUAUUUCAAAGGGUUACGUUAUUCUAUCAUAAACACCAGUUUAACAUAUAUUGUAUCUGUACAUAAAACAUAUUUAGGUCAGUAUACAUUUAUUUUGGUGGAAAUAAAUGACUUUACCGAUUAUAUGAAGUUUACAACGUCAUUAAUAUGUCACAUGCACUGAUUUUUUUUUCUAUCUUUAACAUCAACCUACAACGGGACACCAGUUACCAGUGGGGACACAAUACUUUGUAAAAUAUCGUAUUCACUGUUGGAGUAAAAUCAUUCUUUAACUCCACA